This is a messenger RNA of Haliotis rufescens (red abalone), 1596 nucleotides long. Its product is annotated as cleavage and polyadenylation specificity factor subunit 4-like. The transcript has 7 exons. Gene Ontology annotation, molecular function: zinc ion binding; RNA binding. The record is from RefSeq and is a predicted model, not a curated record. The coding region runs from base 107 to 883 and encodes 258 amino acids. NCBI's taxonomy places the organism in Eukaryota, Metazoa, Mollusca, Gastropoda, Lepetellida, Haliotidae.
UACAAAGAGGUCGCUGAUCAUAAACUUCCGGUUCCAUUUGUGCAUGUGUUUGAACAUUGGCUUAUAUCUCGUUUUGCUGUUCCUGAAAGAGACAUAAACAUUCAAAAUGCAGGAGAUUGUGGCGCCCGUGUAUAAUAUAACGUUCGACAUAGAAGUUGCCUUGGAUCAGCAACUAGGGGCCCUGCCGUUGCCUUUCCCUGGCAUGGACAAAUCUGGGUCAGCAACAUGUAUCUUCCAUCUACGACAUCAGUGUAACAAGGGCACGGCAUGUCCCUUCCGUCAUGUUCGAGGUGACAGAACAGUUGUGUGCAAACAUUGGCUUCGUGGACUCUGUAAGAAGGGAGAUGACUGUGAAUUCUUACAUGAGUAUGACAUGUCCAAGAUGCCAGAGUGUUAUUUCUAUUCCAAAUUUGGUCAGUGUAGUAAUAAAGAAUGUCCGUUUCUUCACAUCGAUCCUGAAAAGAAGAUGAAAGAUUGUCCAUGGUAUGACAGAGGUUUCUGUCGUCAUGGUCCUAAUUGCAAGAACAGACAUGUGAGGAGACUGAUCUGUCAAAGCUACGUCAAUGGCUUCUGUAUUGAGGGCCCCAGCUGUAAAUACCAGCAUCCCAAGUUUGACUUGCCAGUCAGUGACCCAGUCCAGCAGGCCAAGAAGGCGUCCAUUGUCUGUCACUUCUGUGGAGAGGCAGGUCACAAAGUUCUCAACUGUACCAAGAUGCCCAACAAUGUCAAGAUGGAGCAGAUCAUGCAGAUGAACGAUACUUCCAUUUGUGAUCAACGCCGGCCUCUCGAUCAGGUCACAUGUUACAAGUGUGGCGAGAAGGGUCACUACGCCAACAGGUGCACCAAGGGUCACCUGGCCUUCCUCAGCUCCAGUGCAACAUAAUGUUGUGUGUUACGUAUGUUUUACAGCUUUGUUGCACCGUGUGGUAAACAUGUUGUGACAGAACUGAAAAGAGAGAGUGAGUUGUGUUUUGUGCCGCUUUGAACAGUAUUAGAGUUAUAUCACGGCAUGUCACCAUGAUGUGGACGGAAAGCCCUAACUGAGGCAGAUCAAAGAAAUUUACCACUUUGGUGAAACCCGAACAGACAGGUAUGGCGCUGACUAACCUACAAAUAUUAUCUGGCAAAUCUGUGAUCUAAACCCAUGAUCAUAGAUUCCGGACACGCCAAAGGGAUGCGACUCUCCACAGCUUAUUGCCGUCUGAACUGUUAAGAGAAACUAUGUGUUAUAAUGAUGCUCCUAAUUUCAACCAAUGGAAAUAGUUGAUUUCUGUUAAAAUGUUACGGUAUAUGUUUAUUACCGGUGACUUGGAGUGGAACGCUGGAUGCUGUGUGAGAUCAGAGACCGUAUAAUAGAUCUAUUAUAUGGUCUCUGGUGAGAUGUUUUCCAUACACAAGUGCUGCAGCCAAAGGAUUGUUUCUGAAGAAAGUUGAAGAGCACAGUGAACUUCAUUAGUUACCUGAUUUAAGAUGAUGUGACUUUUUGUUGAUGAUCUAGUCUUGAUAUUGACAACUCGAACACUCGUCCCUGACUGAUGUAUUUUCGCUUGUACCCAGAAUUUGUUGAUUUAAAAAAAGCGCAAUGGCAAUCUCAAA